AUGUUUGAUAUGCUGAGGGCGCGGUGUGCCGUUGCACCCCCGUUCUCGUCAUCCACCCAGCCCCGCAUGCUCGUCACCCACGGUCUCGCGCGGCGCCGCUUCUCGCGCCUGCCAUCCGCCCAGCACCGAACGCGAGCCGCCAACGCGGUCGCGCUCAGCGCCACUUCCAUCCCCCGCCCAACGCCGAUCCAUUCCCCCGCCCUUGCCGUCUGCGAGCCGCCAAUGCGGUCGCGAUCAGCGUAGCUUCCACCCCGUGCCCUCUUUCGCCCAGCACCGAACGCGAGCCGCCAACGCGGUCGCGCUCGGCGCAGCUUUCUUUCGCCCAACGCCAAGCGCGAGCCGCCAACGCGGUCGCGCUCAGCGUGGCUUCCAUCCCCCAUGCCCUCUUUCGCCUGACGCCGAGCGUUGGUCCCCCGCCCUUCUUCCACCCCCAUGCCCUCUUUCGCCCAACACCGAGCGCGAGCCGCCAACGCGGUCGUGCCCGGUGCAGCUUCCAUCCCCCGCCCUUGCUGUUUGCGAGCCGCCGUCCUCAUGCUGCACGCCGAUGCCGCCGCCGCCGCCGCCAGGGCCAGCAGCGAUAGCGCCAACCACCCCGGCCAUCAGCAUGCCCCAAGAGUGCCGCAACGCGCACGCUCCUCGUGCUGCACGCGCGCCGCCCCGUUCGACUGGGCAUCGUUUGCCAACGCGCCGUGCGGUCACGAAACGGGCGGGCAAUGCCCCGAGAGGCGUGCCAGCAGCGGGAUGCCCAACUUUGACCACCACCACGGAAGACACGCACCUCCCUCGUGCUGCACGAGCUCGCUGCCCCAUUCGACCGGGAUUGCUGGCCGAAGGCACUGUGCGGUCACGGAACAGGCGGGCAGUGCACCGAGAGGCAUGCCAGCGGCGGGAGACCGGACAAACAGGAGGCUUGGACCCCGACGGUGUGUGCGUGUCCCGCCUCACCCCUUGCGCAGCUCUCCCUCUCCGUCGUCCACCCACCAUGUCCGCUGCCGCCGCCGCCAGCGCCAGCCGGCAGAGGUAUCUUGACGCUGCAGCAGCGCCUCGGGCUUGCGGCGCAGAGCUCGCCCGGGAGCGAGUGGGCGGAAGACGACGUGCUCGACGGCUCGCCUGUCCCACCGGUGCCCGCUCUACCGCGCGAGUUCGCCGACAUGGAAGACGAGGAUGAAGAAGCGUUCGGCGGCGUGGAGGACUCGCCCCUGAGCAAACGCGAUAACCGGACGAGCGUGGACGGCAUGGAUCCCGCGUUCGCGAAUGUGCUCCGCCGCUCGGCCUCGGCCUCGUCGCUCCCGCAAAACCCGUCGCCACUCCGACAACAGACCCUCACAUCGUCCGUGCGCGGCCGCGGUGGAGGCACCGUCGGUCGCAGGCGCGGCGGCGCAGCGUUCCAAGAGGCGCGCCCGCCGAGCUUGGUAGGCGCACCUGAGGCGCUUGCGAUGGAGCUCGGUAUUGGCAUGGCGUCGCUCGAGGAGGAUCCGAAGCCGGAGAAGGAGUACGUCGACUUUGGCGCGCAGACGGAGGCGCCAGAGGAGGAUACGCUCGUUCUCGACAAGCAACUAGUUCCCGCGCCUGUUGCAGAGGAGCAGGUGGAGGCACCGGUGGUGCCGGUAGUGGAAAGGGCCGAGUUUGGCGUGCAGGUUGAUCCGGAACCGGUGCCCGCCCCGGUGCUGGUGCCGACCGUGGUGAGCCGCGAGUCGUCAAGCCAAACAGAGGUGCCGCCCGCGGUCGCCAAGGGCGAAAUGGGCAUCCAACACGAUCAGCCUGCCCUUGCCCCUCCACCCGUACUGCUGAGCGUGCCAAGUGUAGCGACGGUCGACAGCGAAACGCAAACGCCCGUAGUGCCUGGCGCGUUCAAGAACUUGGCGAACGCGGAAACUCAAACGCCCAUCGCCGCAAAGGACGAGCAGGCUGAAACGGACGAGUACGAGCGUUCGCGUCGAACGACCAUCACCCGCGCCGACCUGCCCAAGCUUGCACUCUUCGACCGGAGCGGUGAUACCACCAUCACUCGCCCUCAGAGCGAGCGCAUCGUGGAGCAAGCAACCGCUGAAUCCGAGUACGGUGACGACGGCACUGCGACCGAGACAGGGCCACUGUCCGACACCGAGCCGGAGACAGAGACAGAGAAUGAGCAGGAGGUAUGGACGGACGCGCGGCAGAGCGUGCUUCUCACCUCCGCUACUCAAAGCGAAUCCGGCGCGGACGACUUCCAGAGUAUCAUGACCGUCACCGACAACGACUAUUCGGACGACGAAGAACGUUACUCGUUCCGGGGUCCCCCAUCGGCGCACGGUGCAUCGCGCUCCAGCCUGCCGCUUUCGACGAGGCAAGGCAGGGACUCGGAGCGUGGCCCUGCCAGCGCCGGCCCAAGCGCACGUCCUCGCCUUGAUUGUGAUGCAGCUGCGCGAUAACCUCGUGCAGGUGACCGACUGGCACGAACCUUGUUCGCUUUGCCACCACACUGUUGUACACAAGAUGAUAUUGUCUUCUGGUUAUAUAUACACGUAUCACAAGUGACAAUAUGU
Punctularia strigosozonata HHB-11173 SS5 is the source of this 2525-nucleotide messenger RNA. RefSeq lists its product as uncharacterized. The record is from RefSeq and is a predicted model, not a curated record. Bases 1152 to 2411 code for a protein of 419 amino acids. NCBI's taxonomy places the organism in Eukaryota, Fungi, Basidiomycota, Agaricomycetes, Corticiales, Punctulariaceae. The transcript is spliced from 2 exons.